ACAAAUAUAACAGGCGGCACCGCGAAGUGCAUUCAUUGUGAAAAAAACAAUUAAAACCAGCGGAAAUUCAUCGAAUUUGUCGUCCCACUUGCGCAAUAAGCAUAGCGAAAUUUUUGCAAAAUGCGCGCAAAAAAGGUAUGUAUUGAACUUGGAAAGAGUACUUACAAUAUUUGAACCCUUCAAGAGUGCUGAAGCCUUUAAAGAAAAUGGAAAUAAGACAAAGGAGAUUAAUGAAGCAAUUGUGUACAUGAUCUGUAAGGACAACAUGCCAGUCCGCUGUGUAGAAAAAGAGGGCCUCAAUAGACUUCUCAAAAAGUGUGUGCCGCAUUUUAAAAUGCCUUGCAGAUCCACGGCAAGUAUAUGAAAAUGUAAUAUAUUUUGAUACCCUUCAUAAGUAUAUAUUCUUUUUUAGAUAACAACAACAAUUGAAGAGAAGUACUACCAGUGCGUUGGAGCUGUGUUGAAAAUGCUAAGCAAUGCAAAUGACGUUGCGUUUACCUGCGAUGCCGUAACCAUACCGAACUCGAGUCGCUCGUUCCUUACCAUCACGGCGCAUUUUAUUGAAAAGGAUUCACUAAAUUCAAUCUGCCUUGCAUCUUUAAGAAUGAAUCAAUCGCAUACCAGUGAUUAUGUAAACACUUUGUUGGAAGAGGCGUGCGCCGAAUUUAACAUAGAUAAAAUGAAGUGGACAACUCUCACGACAGACAGCGCAAGCAAUAUGAAGUGCGCUGCCAAACUGUUUCUUGGAUUAAACAAACAUAUGCCGUGUUUCGCCCACAGCAUAAACCUUGUAGUAGAUGAAACUAUCAAGGAAAUGUGUUCAUUUUCUAGUAUCGUGGAUAAAAUAAAGAGAGUGGUUAUGCAUUUUAAGCAUAGUCCGGCUAUGAUGGACCAACUAAGAAAGGCCCAAAUGGACCAAGGAAUUCCCGAGGGAAAAAUCAAGACCCUCAUACAAAAUGUUGACACCAGAUGGAACUUUUGCCUGGACAUGAUGGAGUCCUUUUUAGGCUUAGCCAACAAGGUGGCUCUUAUUUUGCUACACAAAUCAGAACGUGUCAAAGGACUCCCUGAAAUGCUCAAUGUGUCAGAGCUAACGAUAUGUCGAGACUUAUGUAGUCUCCUUCAACCUUUUAAAAAAGCAACAGAGCAAAUAAGUGGCGAAAAUUACGUAACUAUUUCCGAUGUCACAAAACCGGAAGACGUUUUUGACGAUUUCAUGAGCGCACACAAUCACUCAAUCACAAAAGAAUUGAGCGGUGUGUCGGAGCAAAAUAAGGAGCUGAAACUAUACUUUAGCUUGCCCCAAGCUGCGUGGGAAUGUAACCCGCUGGAGGUGUGGAAAUCCCAUAGGGCGACCAUGCCGGGCCUUUACAAGAUGGCCAUGCGACAUCUUAUCACUCCAGGCAGCUCGGUGCCUUCAGAGCGGUUGGCAUCCGCAAUAAAAUGUGUAGUUUGCGAUGCUAGGAGCCGAAUGACGGACAUACACAUAAAGCAAAGAGUGUUUUUAAAAUCUAUAAAUUCUGCCAAUUGGGAUUGAUGUUAAAUUUACAUACAUAUAAGACAUAAGACAUGUUGAUUAAA
Messenger RNA from Drosophila sulfurigaster albostrigata, 1581 nucleotides. Its product is annotated as zinc finger BED domain-containing protein 4-like. Gene Ontology annotation, molecular function: protein dimerization activity. NCBI's taxonomy places the organism in Eukaryota, Metazoa, Arthropoda, Insecta, Diptera, Drosophilidae. The transcript has 5 exons. Bases 467 to 1537 code for a protein of 356 amino acids. The record is from RefSeq and is a predicted model, not a curated record.